AUGUCAAAAGUGGUUUGUAGGGUGAAGCGAAUUGGCGGUGGAUUUGGUGGGAAGGAGACGAGAUCUGCUUUUUUUGCUGCGGUUGCGGCAGUCCCCGCAUACAUUUUGAACCGACCCGUAAAACUUACAUUGGAUAGGGAUGUAGACAUGAUGAUAUCCGGUCAGCGACAUAGUUUUCUUGGGAAAUACAAGGUUGGGUUCACAAAUAAAGGAGUGGUGGUUGCUUUAGAUCUGGAAAUCUAUAACAACGGAGGGAAUUCACUUGAUUUGUCUCAAUCGAUACUUGAACGUGCAAUGUAUCAUUCAAAUAAUGUUUAUGAGAUUCCAAAUGUUAGAGUUUCCGGAAGUGUUUGUUUCACUAAUUAUCCUAGUAAUACUGCUUUUAGAGGGUUUGGUGGGCCCCAAGGUAUGUUGGUUGCUGAAAAUUGGAUCCAAAGAAUUGCAAUGGAAGUUAAGAAAAGUCCCGAAGAAAUCAGAGAAAUGAAUUUUAUUGGUGAUGGGUCGAUAUUACACUAUGGUCAACAAAUUCAAGGCUGUACUUUGCAUCGGCUAUGGGAUGAACUCAAGAAAUCUUGCAACUUCUUGAAAAUUCGAAGUGAAGUUGAUGAGUUUAAUCUUCAUAAUCGAUGGAAGAAACGUGGAAUUGCUAUGGUUCCAACUAAAUUUGGUAUUUCAUUUACUACAAAGUUCAUGAACCAGGCGGGUGCACUUGUUCAAGUGUAUACAGAUGGAACUGUGUUGGUGACACAUGGUGGUGUUGAAAUGGGUCAGGGUUUACAUACAAAAGUUGCUCAAAUUGCUGCUUCUGCCUUUGAAAUCCCUCUUACUUCUGUAUUUAUUUCAGAAACAAGUACUGACAAGGUUCCUAAUGCGUCUCCAACAGCAGCUUCAGCCAGCUCGGAUAUGUAUGGUGCAGCAGUUUUGGACGCGUGUAACCAAAUAAAAUCAAGAAUGGAGCCGAUUGCAUCCAUGAAACAACACACUUCUUUCAAGGAGUUGGUAAACACAUGUUAUUGUGAGCGUAUAGAUCUUUCUGCACACGGGUUUCACAUCAUCCCUGACAUCGGUUUCGAUUGGACAACCGGAAAAGGUCAUCCAUACAGGUACUUCACAUACGGGGCUGCAUUUUCCGAGGUUGAAAUCGAUACACUGACCGGAGAUUUCCACACAAGGGCUGCUGAUGUCAUCUUGGACCUUGGAUUCUCCAUUAAUCCAGCCAUUGAUGUUGGACAGAUUGAAGGAGCAUUUGUGCAAGGUAUGGGAUGGGUGGCUCUUGAGGAGUUGAAAUGGGGAGAUGAAGCUCAUAAAUGGAUUCAACCUGGUUUCUUGUUUACAUCUGGUCCUGGAAAUUACAAGAUUCCAUCUGUUAAUGAUGUUCCUUUCAAAUUCAAGGUUUCCCUAUUGAAGGAUGCUCCAAAUGACAAGGCGAUACAUUCAUCAAAAGCUGUUGGUGAACCUCCAUUCUUUCUUGCUUCAUCUGUGUUUUUUGCCAUUAAAGAUGCGAUUAUAGGUGCAAGAGCUGAAUCAGGGUUUCAUGGCUGGUUUCCUCUUGACAAUCCUGCAACUCCUGAGAGAAUCCGGAUGGCUUGUGCUGAUGACUUCACAGCUCCAUUUGCCAAAUCUGAUUUUCGACCGAAACUUAGUGUUUAG
Lactuca saligna is the source of this 1650-nucleotide messenger RNA. NCBI's taxonomy places the organism in Eukaryota, Viridiplantae, Streptophyta, Magnoliopsida, Asterales, Asteraceae. The record is from the annotation of a GenBank genome assembly.